UCGCGCGGCCGUCGGGGUGACCGCGCGGCCGAUGCGUGGCCACAACGGCCGACCACGACGGAAUCCCUUUGGUGGUCCAAGGUGGCCACCAUCUCCAGCCACCAUGUCGUAACAUGAUGGGUUACAACAGUCAAGGCCACGGUUACAACAAAUUGUUCGCUCAGAUUAAUUUGUGCAUUAUAAAUAUGGUGGGCAUGUGUGUCUGAUUUUUCUUGUGCGUUGCAUGCAGUGGGCGUUCGCGCACGUCAAAUGAAAAACUACAAGCCGCUGGGCUCAGCGGAUUCAAACUAUUCACAACCAUCUUCAGAGCUGUCGCUGGACGAGGAUCGGGAGGCCCAGAGACGGGAGAAGGAAGCCCAGGCCCUGCUGCAGCUGGAUAAGGCGAGGUCGAAGCCGGUUGCCUUCGCAGUGCGCACCAACGUUGCCUACGAUGGAACCAUUGACGAUGAUUCACCGGUGCACGGCAGCGCUAUAUCCUUCAAGGAGAGGGACUUCCUGCACAUUAAGGAGAAAUACGACAACAACUGGUGGAUCGGUCGCAAGGUUGAAGUGGACGCAGACGUGGGCUUCAUUCCGUCCCCGGUGAAGUUGGAAGCGGUCCGUUCGGGGCUCGGCAGGGGCCGGUACCCGCGACCAACUUCCGGCUUGGCCCCAAACCCCUCGCAGACGCUCCCCAGCCGAGGUAGCACUCCCCCCACGCCCGAUACGCCACACGACAGAGGAGAGGACUCGGAUACAGCCGGGCGAGGGCGUGGCGCUGGGGCGUUACCUACGGGUAAAGAAAAACGAAAGCCUUUCUUCAAGAAGCAGGAGGCUUGCACGCCAUACGACGUAGUGCCUUCGAUGAGACCCGUGGUUCUCGUGGGACCUUCGCUGAAGGGUUACGAGGUCACAGACAUGAUGCAAAAGGCUCUAUUUGACUUUCUCAAACGGAGGUUUGAGGGAAGGAUAAUAAUAACGCGCGUGAUGGCGGACAUUUCGCUCGCAAAACGAUCCUUACUCAACAACCCGUCGAAGCGAGCGAUCAUGGAGCGCUCGAACUCCCGUUCCACCUGUCUCGCCGAAGUGCAGACGGAGAUCGAGCGGAUAUUCGACCUGGCUAGGACGUUGCAGUUGGUAGUUUUGGACUGCGAUACGAUUAACCAUCCCUCACAGCUCGCGAAGACCUCGCUAGCCCCGACCAUUGUGUACCUGAAGAUAUCUAGUCCUAAGGUUUUACAACGAUUAAUAAAAUCCCGCGGGAAGGGGCAAAGUAAGAACCUGUCGGUGCAAAUGGUUGCUGCCGAGAAACUGGCUCAGUGUCCCAAUGAGAUGUUUGAUCUCAUCUUGGACGAUAACCAGCUCGAGGAUGCGUGCCAACGCAUCGCGGAUCAUUUGGAAAAUUAUUGGAACGCAACGCAUCCGCCCGUCGCGGCCGCCGCCCCUCGCCCCGCACCUCACCCCUCGCACGCCGCAACCCCUCACGCCCAGCCUGAACCCCCUGCUCACUCUGGAGGUCACCGGGAGAGGUCCGACUCCUAUAAUUACGAGAGGGAGAGAGGUGCCAGAUCACGGGCGGCCCGACCGGAGCGCCUCGAAGAGGAGUACUACCCCCGCGAUCAAUACCACCGGUAUCCGCGGGAAUAUCCGCGAGAUCGCGACUAUCACGAUGGAUAUUCCCACGACUACCGAGCGGACGAGGCCUACGGUCACGAUUACACGAGGGAGUACGGCCGCGACUACGCCAGAGAGAGCUAUCCCCGCGAAGAGCGAAGUGCCAGACCGCGCGAACGCGAUCCGCCGGAGGACUACGGGCCGUCGAGACGCGCUCUCAACGCCCUCUAGCCCCUGCCUCGUGUCUCUGCACCGUAUCCGGACCGUUCGGCGAAGAAGCUCUCGGUGGAAGAUGUCGUCUCCCGCGUCGUGGGGCUCGCGAUGCGCGGGUGUGUCGAAGGAUUAUUGUUUUGGACCGCUUGGCCACUCUCAUCUCUUAGUACCCGCCUUAAUAGCACCGAUAUCCUUGCAACUCAUCGAGCUACGAGAUUUUACGUCGAUACACUUAUGCACUUUCAUCGAUGAUAUUAUUAAUUAAUUGUAAAUAUAGAUAGGCCCGCCGGUCGAGGGGCGUUCGAGCUCUCUAUCGAGGCGAUAGACGUUCGGGGAAUCCCAGAGGCUUCGGUGGGAUACGGUGCGGAGGACGCACGCGGUGCUUACGGACCGGUUGUUUUGCCAUUUUGUGUAAUUUUCAGAGAUUUUGAGUAUCCGUUUUCGCGCAUAAAGACGCUGUUUCGAUUUCCUGAGCUUUGGUGGCUUUGAGAACGGAACGAAGCCGGCUUCUUGGAUCUAUAUAUGUUGUGAUUAUUUAUGCUAUUGCUAGCUAAUAAUUUUCGUUCGGCGAUGUAGAUGUUGAUUUUAAGUAUUUAUAUUUAAAAAUAAUUCUAAAUAGUAGAAUUGGAGUAUAUUUGUAAAAAAUACGUUGCGUUUAAUAGUAAUUUAUUCAAAAUAUUGCAAGUUAAAGUCCUUGUAAAAAUAUGGACCAAUUCCCUGUUCCAUAAUUUGUUCUGUUUUCCUAAUAAUGUAAAAUAAUUAAUUGACUUUGCUAGGAGGCCAACAGACGGCUUUCUGGGCUUCAGUUUUUGGUGUAAAUGAUUGUGUCGUGAAGAGAUAUAGAGAGGUGCCGUCAUAGUAUAUCAUAAUUUGCGAGUUAAAACACUAGAAAGCGGUCAUAACAACUACGGUACGGUACGGUACUAUUAAAGGUAUAAAUACCAGCGCUGUACAGUCUAUGAACUGAUAUGUUUAAAUUCCCGUAUUAUAAACAUUAGUACUUUGAUUCGUCAAUUUAAUUAUAGCAUCUGCGAUAAAUUUCACGUCUUAUUUUACAAUACUUGCAAAAAUUUACAGUUGUUAAAUUCCGAAGGUAGUUCAAGAAAAUUUUUGUGUUUGUCGCGGAGUGUCAUAUGAAUUAUUUUCCUAUACGUUUGUGCUAGUAGAUUGUAUACGUAUGGAAUUGUCUAACGUUAUUGACAGCUCUAUGGCGGCACCGUAAGGUACGAAUCACGUCUGUAUAAAUACUGAAUUAUCUCUAGUGCCGUUAGAUAUUAUCUAAUACCCAUUUUUUGGACAUACUCUUGUAAUUAUAAUGCAUCGUCUGUACUUCAUUGUUGCAAUCAUUUGUAAAUAAAAUACUUUAUAUCGA
Molecule: messenger RNA, 3178 nt
Organism: Pieris napi
Lineage: Eukaryota; Metazoa; Arthropoda; Insecta; Lepidoptera; Pieridae
Gene: Ca-beta
Product: voltage-dependent L-type calcium channel subunit beta-2
Exons: 13
Coding region: 250-1824 (524 amino acids)
Biological process (GO): neuromuscular junction development; chemical synaptic transmission; calcium ion transmembrane transport
Cellular component (GO): voltage-gated calcium channel complex
Molecular function (GO): high voltage-gated calcium channel activity; protein binding
Source: RefSeq, a predicted model, not a curated record